AUGGCCAACUCAUUGUGGAUAACUGGCUUUGCAUUUCUCAUUAUAGAAAUCUUCGCUGGAAUGAUAGCAAAUGGAUCUAUUGUCCUCAUCAACAGCAUUGACUGGUUCAGAAGGAAGAAACUAUCCUUGAUCGACCUGAUCCUGAUUUGUCUUGGCUUCUCCAGACUCAUGGGUGAGACAACAGUAAUACUGCAUAUAAUCAUGAAUUCUUUUUUUCUGCACAUCUAUGUAUUGAGUAAUGUACAUGUAAUGUGUUUCACCAUGUGGCUCUUUACACACAAUGCAGCCCUUUGGUUGGCCGCCUGGCUCAGCAUUUUGUACUUUAUAAAGAUCGCCACCUUCUCCAACCUUGUUUUCCUCCAACUGAAGCAGAAAUUCACAGGGCUGGCCCCAUGGCUCCUUCUCAUCUCUGUGGUCUUCUCAUCUUUUAUGAUUAUUAUUGUUAUUACAGAAUUCAACAUUGGCAGAUACUUUUGUGCUCUCUAUAAAUCAUAUUUAAACAACAGCUGUGAUUCAGAAACUGAAACGGUUCCAUCGCCUAGGUACCUUGGCAUUGCAGUUACUGUUCCAAAUUUCAUUCCUUUUGUGAUAUUUAUAUCAUCCGUGAUUUUGUUAAUAAUCUCUCUGUGGAAGCACAUAAGACAUUUGCGACACAAUGGAAUUGAAGUCGGGGAUCUCAACACCAAUGUGCAUUUGACUGCCAUCAAGGCUCUAGCUUCCUUUGCUGUGAUGUUCCUGUUCAGUUUUGUAGCAAUCACUUUUCAAACAAUGCUGUCUUGGAGCAGCAAUGAUCCCUUUCAGGGAUCUUUGGUUUUUUACCUUGUGUAUUCUAUGUAUCCCCCAGUGCAUGGUGUUAUCCUGAUAUUAAUUAAUCGCAAACUGAAACAGGCAUGGGUCAGCAUAAUGCAACACUUAAAACGCCUGUUGAGCAAAACACCUUCCUAA
This is a messenger RNA of Sphaerodactylus townsendi, 945 nucleotides long. Its product is annotated as taste receptor type 2 member 140-like. Gene Ontology annotation, cellular component: membrane. The transcript has a single exon. The record is from RefSeq and is a predicted model, not a curated record. Gene Ontology annotation, biological process: detection of chemical stimulus involved in sensory perception of bitter taste; G protein-coupled receptor signaling pathway; sensory perception of taste. The coding region runs from base 1 to 945 and encodes 314 amino acids. Gene Ontology annotation, molecular function: bitter taste receptor activity; G protein-coupled receptor activity. NCBI's taxonomy places the organism in Eukaryota, Metazoa, Chordata, Lepidosauria, Squamata, Sphaerodactylidae.